Messenger RNA from Bipolaris oryzae ATCC 44560, 1080 nucleotides. RefSeq lists its product as uncharacterized. NCBI's taxonomy places the organism in Eukaryota, Fungi, Ascomycota, Dothideomycetes, Pleosporales, Pleosporaceae. The transcript has 6 exons. Bases 1 to 1080 code for a protein of 359 amino acids. The record is from RefSeq and is a predicted model, not a curated record.
AUGUCGACGCGCACCAACGGUUUCGCCCAGGGCACAGUGCUCAAAGUCGCUUACUCGAUGCUCGGUCUCACAAGCUCCGUCGUCCUCGCCAGAAUAGGUCUCAAUAUUGCCAAACCCAAACGGAUUACGGCGUCCGACUACUUUUGUUUUUGCCAGCUUCGCUUUCUACGUUGCAAAAGGGUGUAUGCUGUUGUGAAUGGAGAGAUUGCGCCGUACCCGGAGUUGGCACAUGAUGCGGCUGUUAUGACGAAGAUGGUAUUUGCUGCUUUCAACUUGUUUUGGGGGGUGUUGUGGGCGGUCAAGUGCUCGCUGUUGCUGCUUUAUCGGAGAUUGUUGGUCGGGUUGUCCAGGGGUUAUACUGUUGUGUGGUGGGGCAUCGUUGGCAUUUGUGUACUUACCUUCUUUGGAAACUACCACUUCUACUUCAAAUCGUGUGGCACUCCAUCUGGUUUUUGGACGGGAGGUUGUGGCGGGAAAGCUCGGCAUAAUGCUCAACUCUUCAGCCUGUAUUUUUCUUUUGUUGCAGAUACGUCUACGAAUUUAAUGAUCAUGGCUCUUCCAAUAUGGCUCACGUGGAGCCUUCAGAUGCCACGUAGGAAAAAGAUAUCAAUGCUAUGCUUGUUCGGAACAGGUUUUGUCUGCAUACUAUUCGCGUGUCUUCGUGUUGCUCAGGUAGCCGUGAACGCAUCCAAGCCUGAAGCGAUGGGCGCACCACUUGAUCCCACAUGGCUUGCUAUUUGGGGCAUGGUGGAAUGUUCAAUCGCCGUCAUCAUUGGGUGUUGUCCCGCAUUCGCAGUCUUAACAAAUUCAGGCCAUACCAAGACCUCCUAUGACUCCCAUGGCUAUCGAAGACAAGCAGAAAGCGAUACAAAUAAUAACCACGGUAGCAGGAUAGAACUAGGAACCAUCGGAAGCAGAGCGACGCGCGAUAUAACCAAGGCGGUCGGGCUGAAUACUAUAGACUUGCACUGGUUAUGUGCCCAAAACAGUCAGGAGGAAUUGAGAGUCAAACACGGUAGUAGUAUCAUGGUUUCAACCACUGUUACGCAAGAAUCUGUGGAUAAGUCCGAGAUAUGUUGA